This is a messenger RNA of Alexandromys fortis (reed vole), 1485 nucleotides long. It is a transcript of the gene Adprs, whose product is annotated as ADP-ribosylserine hydrolase. NCBI's taxonomy places the organism in Eukaryota, Metazoa, Chordata, Mammalia, Rodentia, Cricetidae. The transcript is spliced from 6 exons. Gene Ontology annotation, cellular component: mitochondrion; nucleus. The record is from RefSeq and is a predicted model, not a curated record. The coding region runs from base 37 to 1137 and encodes 366 amino acids.
CGUCGGCGCCGGAAGUGGCGCCUAGCCCGCGCGCGGAUGGCAGCGGCGGCGGCGAUGAUGACGGCGGCGGGCGGCGGCGGGGCCGGUGCGGCCCGCUCUCUCUCGCGCUUCCGAGGCUGCCUGGCUGGCGCGCUGCUGGGAGACUGCGUGGGCGCUGUCUACGAGGCCCACGAUACCGUCAGCCUGACGUCAGUCCUGCGUCACGUGCAGAGCCUGGAGCCGGACCCGGGCACGCCGGGCAGCGCGCGGACAGAAACACUGUACUACACAGAUGACACCGCCAUGACCAGGGCCCUGGUGCAGUCCCUACUGGCCAAGGAGGCCUUCGACGAGGUGGACAUGGCUCACAGGUUUGCCCAAGAAUACAAGAAGGACCCUGACAGAGGGUAUGGGGCUGGAGUCAUCACUGUCUUCAAGAAGCUCCUGAGCCCCAAGUGCCGUGAUGUCUAUGAGCCUGCCCGGGCCCAGUUCAAUGGAAAGGGCUCCUAUGGUAAUGGAGGUGCCAUGCGGGUGGCCGGCAUCCCACUGGCCUACAAGAGUAUCGAAGACGUACGGAAGUUUGCCCGGCUCUCAGCCCAGCUGACCCAUGCCUCCUCCCUGGGUUACAACGGUGCCAUCCUGCAGGCCCUGGCUGUGCACCUAGCUCUGCAGGGUGUUACAUCCAGUGAGCACUUCCUCGAGCAGCUUCUGGGCCACAUGGAGGAGCUGGAAGGUGAUGCCCAGUCGGUCCUGGAUGCCAAGGAGUUGGGUAUGGAGGAGCGUCCUUACUCCAGCAGGCUGAAGAAGGUUGGAGAGCUUCUAGACCAGGACGUGGUGAGCCGAGAGGAAGUGGUGUCUGAGCUAGGGAAUGGCAUUGCUGCCUUUGAAUCUGUGCCCACCGCCAUCUACUGCUUCCUGCGCUGCAUGGAGCCUGAUCCUGAGAUCCCCUCCACCUUCAACAGCCUGCAGAGGACUCUCAUCUACUCCAUCUCACUUGGUGGCGACACAGACACCAUAGCCACCAUGGCUGGGGCCAUUGCUGGCGCUUACUAUGGGAUGGAGCAGGUGCCAGAGAGCUGGCAGCAAAGCUGUGAGGGCUACGAGGAGACGGAUGUCCUGGCCCGGAGCCUGCAUCGGGUCUUCCAGGAGACUCUGUGAGGACACAACCUCAGUGGCCUUGUCAGGCCCAUCGGGACCAAGGACAGCUCAGGUUGCAACCAGAGUCCCUUUAAGCUUGGGACUGGAGUCUGUGGGACAGUGAGGAACUGGUGCCUCCUUGAAGCAUUCUUUUCCAUCUAGAACAGGGACUUCAGUAGGUGGACUUGACCAGCGGAUACACCGUAUCUCCCUGUUGGGUUUUAAUCGCUGUGACAGGACAAAGCCAGCAGGUUGUGUGGCUCUUGAGACUGGCGACCAUCCAUUGCCGACCUGGCCUGGCCCCUCUCUGGAAUGGGGCUCCUUGACAGCCUCUGGUGGGAGUCACAGCAAUAAACGGUUUUUUGUAAA